This is a messenger RNA of Hydractinia symbiolongicarpus, 3577 nucleotides long. RefSeq names its product FHIP family protein v1g243165-like. The record is from RefSeq and is a predicted model, not a curated record. NCBI's taxonomy places the organism in Eukaryota, Metazoa, Cnidaria, Hydrozoa, Anthoathecata, Hydractiniidae. Bases 109 to 2640 code for a protein of 843 amino acids. The transcript has 8 exons.
GCUUCGGUUAACAAAAAUGGCGGAAUGGUAAGUAGAAAGUCUGUGGAUGGAUGGAUAGAAGUGUACAUUUUACAUGGAUAGCCUUGCAAAUAUCAAGACAUAUUGCAGAUGGAAUUAGAUGCAACAAAAGAACUUGAUAAUCUUUGGACUGAAGCAAGUAGAAUUUUACAUGGAAAUUCUGAAAAUGGUGGAAACAAAGCAGAAGAAAUUAGCAAUAUUAUGCACAAAGUUACUGGUCUUUUAAUCAGGACUAGUUUGGAAAGAAAAGAUGAGGAGAUAUCAUGUACUUUUUGUCAACGUAAUAAUCCAUAUAAUAAAGUUUAUAGUUGGACAGGUCAACACAGAGAAUACCUGAAGCAGAUGGCCUGUGAGCAGUUACGUUACUUCGAGCAUAUUGUCUCAGAGGCUGGGUUUUCAUUUCUAACCUGCAAGGGUGUUCUUGUUCCUUUGAUGUUGUUGCUUCUCUCAUUGAAGCCAACUGAUAAACGUAAAAUACCACCAGACAUUGAACUUUUAUAUGUUAAUAUUUUGUACCACAUUUCUAGGAGGAUUUCAAGUAAUGAACAGUUUUUAAAGUUAUUGGGUAUGGAUUUAUACACUGAGGAAAGGUUUAAAAUUCCACGGUUUACAUUUUUUGAGUUGUUAAUAUUAUACACACACAAAGCUGGAACUGUUGGUAGCCUUGCGCGAGAUGGGAUUCUAUGUUGCAUAAAAGCUACCUGUGUUGAUGCUGGUAUUAAUCAAUAUCUAUCACAAGAAUCUGCUGGAUGUGUUAUCAUUGCAGGAGGUUUAAGUGCAAGAUAUUCAUCAUUACCAACUACAUUUGAGAUCUCCUCGGAGGAUUGGCAUUGUAUUACCAAAUCAGACAUCAAUAACAUGAAGGAGUUGCAAGCAUUCUUAAAUGCACUCUCAUUUUGUUGUAAAGUAGCUGAGGCUGGUAGUCGUGCUAUUAAGAAUAGGCUUUCACUUCUCAUUCAUGAUGGGUUUUUAAAGUCAGUGCUUGCUCCAGCAUUAAAUCAGUCUUCCACUGAUGCACAAAUUGCUGUCAUGGCUUAUCUGGAUCUCUUUCUUCGUUCAAUCACUAACGAAAGAGUGAUGGAAGUUUUUUUGAGAGUGCUUUUAACAGAAGCUUAUGAUAACAAACCUCUCAUCGAUCUGUUGAUUUACCACAUUAACUCUGAAGCGGUUCAGCUGUCAAUGGUAGCCAUGCAGUUGUUCAAGACAUUGCUUGAACUGAAUUGUGAAGACAUAAUUUUCCACCUAAUUUUCAGAUACCUGUUACCAUGCCACCACAUCUUACCCAAUCAAAAACGAACUAUCAAAGAAAUGGAUUUUUACUGUAAAAGUGCCACCAUGUUUUUAUAUUUGACUCCCCCGUGUUGCAUCGAAACAAACAGAAAUCCAUUAUCUGUGGAACCGGAGGAGAGCAGUCCGUUGUUGUCUCGCAGCAGUCUCUCUGCGGGAAGUCCACACAGCGAGGUUGAUAGGAAGACCAGUAGUGCUAGUGUUAGUAGCAGCACAUCAAAAAGUAGCAACAGUAGCACGCUGUCUGAACUUCGACCGCAAGAAAUGCUCGACUUCAUGGCUUAUUUGUACGAUGCACGCGCAAUUAUAACAACAUGCAAGAAAGCCUGUCGUUGCUGGUCAGCAGUUUAUGAUGGGAUGGAUGUAGGUACGGAUAAUCCCAGACUUAGAAAUGACCGAUAUAAAUCUUUUUUAUCUCCAGUUGGCACAUCAUCCUUGAGUUCUACGUCGUAUGGAACGCCUGGUAGUUUUAUAGAGCGUACGCUGUCCAACACUUCCACUGAUUCCGAUGUAUCGUCGAGUGGGUUAGAAGUAUCCCCACAUCAAACGUAUACGACAGAUUGUUUAGGACCUUUCUUAAAUGCGCUAUUUGACAGAAUAGAAUGCAUGAUCGAAAACAACCUUUAUGUCAAUUUAUUACUGACGAGUUUAGUUACGCGGUUGGCCUGUUAUCCACAGCCUUUGUUACGAUCUUUUUUGUUAAAUGCCAACUUGGUGAUACAGCCGGGAGUGAGAUCUUUAUCUCAGAUCCUUUCUUAUAUUUCAACAUCAGCCGAUCAAUUUGUUUCUCAAUUAGACGACUACAAAUUACUCAUAAUCAAAGCGCGUCAGAAUCUAAUUCGUCGAGAAUCAAGAAGGUUUAAGCGAUUAAGUCAGGAAUUUUCUGCACCACUGUUGCCUAGAGACGGAAAAGAAGAAGUUUCUGCGUGUAGUAUAAACCUUGAUCAUAGAAGUGGAGCGUCGAAAUUCCAAAAAAAAGAAGUACAAGGAACGGAAGAGAAAUCUAUUGGCGUGGACGAACUGGUGAGUUUAACGCCCGGAAAACAUAGCGCGUCGUUUACAGGUAUCAACACAUCACAAGUAAAAGACGGUGCAAAGCGUGCGGCCACGUUUAGUGGUCACCCAGGGCAUAUAGGGAAACUACAUCCUGCAAUGCCAUGGUUUGGAGGUAAAAGUCCUUCGAGGCGACAUCGAAAAAUACCAAGUAAAAAGGAUUUAGCGGACAUGAGGAAGAAACAUCCUGUGGUUAUAAAGAACGCCAUAUAUUGUGUUGUGUUGUUAGAAGAGUUUAUGAAAGAGUUAGCUGCUGUAUCUAUCGAACAAACCUUAUUAUGACCGUGUUUAACUCUCUCUUAGAUAUUUAAAGUUAGUUAUUUUUUUAUUUGAAACUUGCACUCGUAUUUUAUUCCUCAAGAAUUUUAUUUGGUUGCUUCGAUCAAGCGUCAGCAACGUUUGUUAAAUUUUUAGGCUAUUUGAGGGGCGUUUAUUCGAGGAAGGCGUUUAUUUCACAUUUCAUAUUAUGACUAUAUACAAUGGCCACACAUGCUAAAAAUCCCAUUAACAGUUAUAGCUGGUCUCAAAUUUUGAAUAACAGUGCUAAUCGCACUACUAGUGAUUCUAAUAGUUUAUUAAGAAGGAAACUGUUUAAGUUUCAGGAAGGCGUAUAAGUUUAACAAAGCAUAAGGUAUAUCGAGUUGUCGGCCUUAUGUUAGAAAAAAGCGUCGUUACUUUAGAAUUAGUUUGGUAUAUUGAGACCAUUUUAGGCUAAUUCUCCUAAAUAUUUUUGUUAGCUUUAGUUUUUUGUACAUGUCAAUUUUAUUCCUUAAAUUUAUGUAAUUUUAAAUUUGCUUAUUUUCUUCCCUCGGACAUGCACAACAAAAUGUAGGAAAAUGAUGAAUGUUCUUUCUGCUAGAGUCGACUUAUACCAAAAAAAACUUCUCUCUUUUUUUUGCAAAGUCCUAAUAAAAAGAUUUGACAGUGUGAUCUUUAGGAAAGUUCUUUAUUUAUACUUUUACACUGGGUGUAAUUCCUCGGAAAGUAUUCGAAAGCGUCUUUUUUAAGUAUUAUUUCUUAUAUAUAUUUAUAUAGUUUUUAUAUUUUACAGAAGCCUCUCUCACAUAAUUAAAAAGGAAGUGUUUCCAAAUAUUUCAUUGGCAUUAUUUAAACUUGUUUUCAAUCUCCAUGGAAAUGUUUUCUGAUCGAAAAAGAAUCUCUGUACACACUUGAAUUGUGUAUCAUAAAGAUCUUCAAUAUAUGUCGUUGUUAUAUUUCA